AUGAUUUUAACACCAUAAACUCACAAUUAAACCUUAUCCAAAACCUUUUUUCAGUAAUCACUCCAUAAUUUAUGAUUCGCAAUGACAUUUAUCAGUGUCAUUGAAUGUUUUGAAGAUAUUAAUAAAUUAAAACUUUGUCAUGUUAUCACAUAUAUUUCAGUAAAGUUUCGAUUGUUUCGUAGAUAAUUAGGUAUAUUUUAAAAGUGCAGGUGUGGAGACAGUGAAUCCCGAUAGACCGUUUGAUCAUCCGGUCUUUGGGAUACCGUGGUUAAAGUAAAAUAUUUUGAGAAGAGAUUAAAAGUCAGAGUGUUAUGUUGUUGUGUAGGUGAGUGUAGAAAAGUGAUUAAUAAAUUGUAGUAAGGAAUCUAAAGGUUUAAGUGAAAAGCGUGAGUCGUGCCUGAAACAACGAGCAAUUGAAACACCGUCCUACUCUGAUUUUAUCAUUCAUACAAAAUUGAUUACAGGCUUUUUGUAAUUGCCCUGCCGACUGCCGACUGGUUGAGAUCACAAUUUCAUGCGCAUUGUGCGCAAUGUAUCGCAGGUUCGAUCCCUGCGUAACGCUUGGCUAGCACUCGACUAUCUGCGCGGUCUGGUUAUAAAUACUGUGAAAUUUUGUUAGUGGUGAUAUGUUCUACGUUUCAGAGGCAGCUAGCAUGCUCCAACAAAAUGUUGGAUGGCGUGGGGCGUGUUCACGUUCAGUAGAGACGGGCGCGCGCGGCUGGCGGGGGUGCUGCGUGCGCUGCUCAUCGCCCAGCUCGUGGUCUCCUUGUGCAUGGUCAUCUUCUGCUACAACACGUCCUUGAGGGUCAUGCUCUUGCUUAAGCAUAUACAUAAGGUUACAGUACUCCUCCUAUACGGCCUCAUCCUGUUCCAAGCGUACGGUAUGAAGCUGCACUACACGGGUGGGCUGCGGCUGAUCGCGCUCCUCCUCAAGUGCCCGCACUGGAAGCGCGCCACCAUAGUGAGCAGUGUGUGGAUGCUCAGCGGGACCAUGGUCGCGGCGAAUGGGAUGCUCGUGUAUGCUGCUUGUCGUGGGACAUUAAAGGCUCUAAUGAAGGAAUUAUCUUCAUCAUUACGAAUAGGAAUAUCUCAAUAUCUAACAGAACCAACGUGGAAAGCGCUUAUGGAUACAAUGCAGGUGGAGUUGAGUUGCUGUGGAGCAGACAAACCAACAGACUGGCACGAGAUACCCUGGAUCAAUAUGGACUUCCUCAACGAGGGAUCCGAACUCGUCAUGAAACUGGCGGGCGCGGACGGCAAGGUGCUCCCGCCGGUGUCGCCAUACUCGUGCUGCACGCCGCGCGUGCUGGCGCCCUGCUACCACGACCCCCUGCAACAGUCGGAGUGGCGUGAGGUGUGGUCAGAAGGCUCGCCACUGCUGUCGGCGUCGCUGCACACGCGCGGCUGCGUGGAGGCCGUGCGCGCACCCCUCACGCGCGCGCUGCUAGCCUUGCAGUGCUUCAAUAUGCUUGUCUUCCUCUUCCAGAUACUUAUAGUAGUGCUGACGCAGCUGCUGCGCACGAGUGCGCGCGAGGCGGUGCUGCGCGGCGACUGCACCGGCUCCGGCCGCGGCAUGCUGCUUGGGAACAUGCAGGUGCCGCCGGACCCGCAGCACACAAGUUCAAGUGUGGAGGACCUACUAGGGUCGAGCACGAGCGCGGGCGCGAACACGAACGCGCACGCCGGGCACGUUACGGCCGCGUGGGCCACGCGCCGCGCGCGGCGACACGCGCAUCGCACGCUCAGGACGCGGAGCAGCUAUCCUUACUUAUCUUAGCAUAAUCAGUUGAGGCGUUGCAUGUUGUGCUCUUUUGUGACAGAACGUGUUUGUGCGAUUUUUUUGAACUUUCAUCUCCGUAAGUGGUAUAUGUAGUGAGU
Molecule: messenger RNA, 1878 nt
Organism: Trichoplusia ni (cabbage looper)
Lineage: Eukaryota; Metazoa; Arthropoda; Insecta; Lepidoptera; Noctuidae
Product: RDS/peripherin-like protein xRDS35
Exons: 9
Coding region: 674-1777 (367 amino acids)
Biological process (GO): visual perception
Cellular component (GO): membrane
Source: RefSeq, a predicted model, not a curated record